This is a messenger RNA of Knipowitschia caucasica, 810 nucleotides long. NCBI's taxonomy places the organism in Eukaryota, Metazoa, Chordata, Actinopteri, Gobiiformes, Gobiidae. The record is from the annotation of a GenBank genome assembly.
AUGCAGGAGUUCACGAACCUGUCGUACUCGACAUCUGAACAGCACAAAGACCUGACGGAGGCAAGGAUGAAAAGGGAUGCUACUGACCUGGAGGAGAUCAGUGCAAAACUUGUUGCAUGGUCACCUUUCUCGCCAGACUCUUCGUUAAGGAAUGUUGUUACUGGUGUUGUGGCUGAUGAAGACAGAACCAAACCUGAUGGAAGUUUUAAAGUGUAUGACAUCAACCGUCUAAAAGACAUCCUCGGACAUGACCUGUGUUCUCAGUUGCUGUUCAUCCAUGCCAUGACUGGUUGCGACACAACUUCUCGGAUUUUCGGUGUUGGCAAAAAGAGUGCUUUCCAGAAGCUUGUAAAAGGAGACCCUGUCCUUCAGUCUUGUGCCAAUGCUUUCACCAUCCCAAACCAGACCACACAGAUUAUCGAAGACCUUGGGUGCCAAGUGAUGUCUUUCCUCUUUGGUGGCAAGCACACAGAUUCUCUUGAGACAAUGCGAUAUAACAUCUUCAGCAAGAAGGUUGUCUCUUCUUCGUCGUUUGUAACCCCGGAACGUCUGCCUCCAACUGAAUCUGCUACCAAACUUCACUGUCGCAGAGUGUACUACCAGAUCAUGGUUUGGAUGGGAAUGCAGGAGGGUAUGGAUGCCAUGAAGUGGGGGUGGAAGCUACUAGAUAAUCGACCCUCCGCUGCUCAUGUAGAAGAUAUGGACUGCCAUGUACUACUGUCUGUGGACCGUGCCAACUUGAAAAAUGUGACAAUCCACAUAACAAGUUCCUUCCAGAGGAGUCAGAUGAUGAGGAUGAACAGUGACUAA